AUGGGAAGUUCAAAGCCCCUACGAGCUUCUACUAUGGGAAAAAGAAGAAAUCUUAGAGCGAGCUCUAAUUCUCCUCCACCGCCUCCCACUAUUGGCCGUUCAAAUUCAACACGGGCUCUUCACACUAAGAUAACCAGGUCGACCAAAGGUGUUGGAGAGCCAUCCACGCCUCUAAAUGGACCUUCCAGUUUAAUGAUGACUGGUACAAAAUCUCAUACUUCUCAGCGAAACUAUACUUUCGAGGAAAGAAAAUGGAUAUUUGAGCAAGCAGAAAGGGUUUUUAGCGGUGAUUGUACCUGGGAAGAUGUUACUGCCGAUUUCAACGCCACUUACAAUAGAACGAAAGAAGCUAGAAUGAUCAAAAGUUAUUAUACGCUUCAACAACGUGAAAUUAAGCAUGGAAGAGGUGUGGAUCCACGGGGAAUUAAUGACCAGAGUUCCACAGAGAUACCAGCAUUGAAGAAGCCAGCUCGACGUAAGCUUGUCUUUGUUGAUCCGGCGGAAUCGGAUGAUCGCGAUGAGCUUGGUCCAGACAUUACUCCUAAGGGUAAAGGGACGCUUCCCGGCCCUACAAAAUCAGAUACUGCUAGAAUAAUAGCUUCAAAGAGUGUCUCAGAGGGUAGAGGACGGCCCCGGAGCGCAUCUGAUGCUGCAUCUUCGGGCCCAGAGUGGGUAUAUGAGUCUGGAGCUCAUAAAAGAAAGAAAAUAGGUGUUUUUGAGUCGCGCACACUUUCACCAGAGGAGACAGGCUUGAAGACUAGGGUUUCUGCCCAGAAACCGGGGAUAACUCUGCGACCUAGGGGGGAUUCAAAAAAUCAGGUCAUAAGAAACUCGAAAUUAAUAGCAAAGCCUAAAAAAGCUGCGAAGCCGGUUAAAGAAAGCGAUAAUGAGGAUGAAAGCAACGUCGAGGAUGACUCGGUGGAAGAUGUCGAGUCUGAAGAUGAAGAGAGCGACGGUGCUGAGAUUGCUGAUCUUGAGGGCUACCAAGAGUCAACCGCGAGCGUAGAGACUGGGACUGAUAGUGAGAAAAGCCAAAGGGAGGAAGAGGAGGCCCAACAAGCCCCGAGUAAAAAGAAAGGAGAUGGUGAGCGGGAGGAGGUAGAGGAUUCAGUUAGCGGCGGAGAGGCGGUUGGAGUUGAGCAGCUUCCAUUCACAGGGGAGCUAGAUAUCUCCGCCAACGAGGACAGUGCUAUUGGCGAGAUCGAUAACCAGGAAAGCCCGGAGAAUGAAGAAGGAAAGAGUACUUCUGAGGAGAGUGCCAAUACAUUAGCUACCUGUGCAGGGGAGAUUACCGACCUGAGGAAUGAUGACGAUAGUAACAGUGGACUAUCAAAGGUCGAGUCUCCCAAAGAGGAGAUACAUGGUAAAUUUGUUGCUUUAAGGUCGGUUCUGGAGAGAGAAGAUGACAAAGACGACGAAAGCGAAGGGGACGUUGAAGAUGACAAGGACGACGAGUACGAGGAAGCUGCCGAAAUAGGAUUCGUCACUCCUAUCCCUAUAAACUUCGGGCAAAGUCUUACCGCACCUUCCAUUUCGUCUUCCUUACGCAAAAUAACUAACGAAAUCAAACCUUUAUCUUCAAUUAACUUAAACCAAGUUGAUCUUGAACACAGCAGCCUACCUCUUCCAGGUCGCGACGAGAUGGAGAAAGAUUCUGUUAGUCGUGCUGGCUUUGAUGCCGCUUCCCAAGCGGAUGCACAGAAUCAAAUUCAGGGAAAUCUCGAAAAAGAAAGUGUUCUAGUGAAGUGUUUUGAUAUUGUGUAUCAAGACGUCGUUCAAACAACUGCUAUUGAUAAUUCUAUCGCUCGCCAAGUCCUCGCACCCCCGUCCGCCGACAAGGAUAACGACAUUCAAGUCCCUGUUUCUCCUAAAAACUCCCAUCUUGCAAAUAGCUUAACUGGUCAUAGAAAAAUCUUGAAAGGGAAUUCUGCCCACGAGGAGCUCGGCAAGACCAAGACAGGAUCAGCUGCACAACUGGCAGACAGAAGGGGGAGAGAGAAAAAGGGUCUCACAUCACCGAAAAAACUUGCCCCUACGAACACUCCCGGCACUGUGGUCCUUGAUGGGGUCGUGGCUGGAGGCCGAGAGAGUUUUAAUGUGGUGGAGCCCUCGGGCGAGAUCUUUUCAUUGAGACCACAUGAAGAACAGUCUUCUAAACCGCUGUUGGAGACAGGAGGAUUACUUGAUAUUUCUCCAACAAGCUCAGUUGGAUCUUUAAUGACUUUCGCCCAUGCGAGAAGGAGUAUUGGGAGUUCCAACUCCCUUAAGGAUCUGGGGAAAGAUAUGGAGCGCCGUGGGAACAGAAAAGGGGUUACUGGCAUCGAUCACAACGCUCGAGAAUCCGGGGUCGUUUGUAAUACCAACGACGAGAAGCCACAGAGAAUCAUUGACCAAGGAAUGUUCCAGACGCUCGGGGCGGUUCCUAUCUCAAAGAAGAACACAAAAAGGGCCAUUCCUCGAGCUUUGGAAUCAUCUAUCGAAAGUGCGCAGUUACCCACUAAAAGAGUAAGGUUGGCUCACGCCGAGAACGAAAACACGAUCAAUCGAGCUGGAGCUGCAACCAAUUGUGGAGUUUCUGUUGGGCCAACAGUAAUCUCUGCACCGACAGAUAUCUCUCCCCCAUCUAAAACUCAAGUUAUGUUUGCUAAAAAUGAGGGAGGGAUUCGUCGUAUUUAUGUCGAUCGCGGUGCUAUUGGUACGAGCGUUCCCUCCGCUAUUCCAGGUCCCAUAACAUGGAGGAGGAUAUACGAGGAACGCGCGAGUCUUCUUGAUAGAGUCCUCACUACUGAGUUUCGAGAACUUGUGGAAGCCUUGAAAGAAGGGAAAAGUGAUAGACGUCUGUUUAUUUACACCUGCUCACAAUCCGCCAUUGAGUGGGUUACCGUUCACCAUCUCAAGGCUAGAAAGACACAAUGGAGAACUCAAUGGGGAAUUCAAGUCCCACCACGUGACCAGGCCUUGAUCGAGGAGGCUGUUAAAUUGCUCGAGGAACGAAAGAACAGCGGUAAAGAAACCGAGUUCAAGCGUGUUUGGGGCGGGCAGAAGGUUUACGAGGGCCUGAUCUUAGAGGCACAAAGGGAGUAUCUUGAGGCCCAUGGUCAAGCUUCGUCUGGAACUACCUCUUGA
Morchella sextelata is the source of this 3126-nucleotide messenger RNA. RefSeq lists its product as uncharacterized. Lineage: Eukaryota; Fungi; Ascomycota; Pezizomycetes; Pezizales; Morchellaceae. The record is from RefSeq and is a predicted model, not a curated record. The coding region runs from base 1 to 3126 and encodes 1041 amino acids. The transcript is spliced from 6 exons.